CACGCACCCUGCGGACCCGGGGAUGUCCGCGCGCGGACCGGACCCUUUCUGUCCCCGCGUCUCUCCUCGGGACAGACCCUCUGCCUCUCAGGUCACCGUGUGGGCAGCACGGGCUCUGUCUCUGCUGACGCCCCUCAGUCGCCCACACUCCCGCCAUCCGAGAUAGCGACCUAAGAAAACACCAUGAAAGAUACUGACAUCAAGAGACUUCUGUAUACCAAUCUUUUGUGCAUAUUUUCAAUUGUCCUCAGCAUUUUUAUUCCAUCCAUCUUCUUGGAUAACUUCUCGAUAUUGGAAACUCACUUGACCUGGUUGUGCAUUUGUUCUGCUUUUGUGACUGGUGUCAAUCUUGUGCUAUAUUUAGUAGUGAAACCAAAUGUAUCUUCUAGAAGAAGUUCAUUAUCACAUAAGGUAACCAGGGUUUUGAAGUGCUGCAUCUACUUUCUUCUGUCUUGUUUUUUCCUUCAUAUCAUUUUUGUUCUGUAUGGAGCACCGCUAAUAGAGUUGGUGUUGGAAACAUUUUUAUUUGCAGUUAUUUUAUCUACUUUUACUACAGUACCUUGUUUGUGUUUGCUAGGACCAAAUCUCAAAGCAUGGCUGAGAGUUUUCAGUAGAAAUGGAGUUACAUCCAUUUGGGAGAACAGUCUUCAGAUCACUACAAUUUCAAGUUUUAUUGGAGCAUGGCUGGGAGCAUUUCCUAUUCCACUGGACUGGGAAAGACCAUGGCAGGUGUGGCCCAUCUCCUGUACACUCGGAGCAACCUUUGGCUACGUGGCUGGCCUGGUGAGCUCACCACUCUGGAUAUACUGGAAUAGAAAGCAACUCACAUACAAGAGCAGUUAAGAGGAGGAAGGGGAGAAGCUGUUUCUUGGUGCAGAUUCCAUAAGGGCUGUGCAGAGGUGGAUGGUCAAAGCCAAGCGGUUCCAUUUACAGCACUGUUGUUUGUCAAUGUUGUCUCAACGUGAUGUGAUUGUAGCUUUUAACUAUGAAACCCCUGAGAGAUUGUACCUUCUAGUUGAAAUAAAGUAUUUAUAGUAGA
This is a messenger RNA of Arvicola amphibius (Eurasian water vole), 1039 nucleotides long. It is a transcript of the gene Pigf, whose product is annotated as phosphatidylinositol glycan anchor biosynthesis class F. The coding region runs from base 184 to 843 and encodes 219 amino acids. Gene Ontology annotation, biological process: GPI anchor biosynthetic process. The record is from RefSeq and is a predicted model, not a curated record. Gene Ontology annotation, cellular component: endoplasmic reticulum membrane. The transcript is spliced from 6 exons. Lineage: Eukaryota; Metazoa; Chordata; Mammalia; Rodentia; Cricetidae.